AUGGACCUUAUUCAAGAGGUUGGUUUAAUGAAGACUGUGACUCAGUUCUCAAAGUGCUAUGAGAUGUUAGUAAAGGAAUUUAUUGUCAAUGUGUCUGAAGAAUAUGCUGAUGAAAAGUCUAAGGAAUUCAGAAAAGUGUAUGUGCGAGGCAAGUGUGUAAAUAUCUCUCCCUCAGUGAUCAACAUGUAUUUGGGAAGGCCUGAUGUAGCUCAACCUGAGCUUGAGGUGACUGACAAUAAAAUCAGUCAAGUCAUCAUUGCUAAUCAAGUCAGGAAGUGGCCUCUCAAAGGAAAGUUGGUGGCCAGCAAACUGAGUGUCAAGUAUGCAAUGCUUUACAAAAUUGGAGCUGCUAACUGGGUGCCCACCAAUCAUAAAUCUACAGUUGUUGUAAUGCUUGGAAAGUUCAUAUAUGCUAUUGGAACCAAAGCCAAUUUUAACUAUGGAUCCUAUAUUUUUGAUCAAACUUUGAAGCAUGCAGGAAGCUUCAGUGUGAAGGGGCCUAUAGCCUUUCCUUCUCUCAUCUGUGGUAUUGUUUUGAAUCAGUUUCCAAACAUCUUAACAGAGAAUGAUUCUGUGAAGAAAAGAGAUAGCCCCUUGUCCUUCAAUCAUAAGUUAUUCCUAGGUACCCAUGUUCCUGACAUUGCCAUGACAACAGGUGAGACAUCACGUGUAAGCAAUCAACCAGGUAAAGCUGCUAUCAUUGCAAUGCUCAAAGAAACUUGCAAGGAGUAG
This is a messenger RNA of Lathyrus oleraceus (garden pea), 732 nucleotides long. RefSeq lists its product as uncharacterized. The coding region runs from base 1 to 732 and encodes 243 amino acids. The record is from RefSeq and is a predicted model, not a curated record. The transcript has a single exon. NCBI's taxonomy places the organism in Eukaryota, Viridiplantae, Streptophyta, Magnoliopsida, Fabales, Fabaceae.